ACGGUAACUCUACCGGCUAGCAUACAAGAUGGCGGCUCCCAUAAUAGAAACAUGUCAUGUCGCAUGUUGUGCAAAUCGAACCCCAAAUGUUCUUUCAUGGGGUCGUGGGGGGCUCAUUGCAUAUGGAACAUGCAAUUCUGUCGCUCUCUAUGACCCACAGGAGAAGUGUGUUGUUGCUGUCCUCAAUGGACAUACCGGGAGGGUGAACACAGUCCAGUGGGUCCACAGAGAGGACUGUGGUAGAGAAACUCACCUGGUGUCAGGAGGGUCUGACAGUCUACUGAUUGUGUGGGAGGCCCAAGAUGGAAAGUUUAAACAGUAUGUUGAGUGUGUUGGGCAUACUGGACCAGUGUGUGCUGUGGAUGCCAUCCACCUGGACAACAAUAAGCUACUCAUCGCCUCCACAGCCUCCGACUCCACUGUAAAACUAUGGCUCUACACUGGGAGUAAAGCGGAGUGCACCCAUACCAUAUCCUUUGGGAGCGGGUUUAUGAUGGAUGUCUCGCUAGCGUGGUUGCCAGGCAGCAGAGUUCCCAUACUUGCCUGCGGGGGCGACGAUUGCAGAAUCCAUUUGUAUGCACAGUGCAAUGGACAGUUCAGGAAAGUCCUCUCCUUGCAAGGGCAUGAGGAUUGGAUCCGUGGUGUGGAGUGGGCCUGUGUAGACGGGGAUUUGUUACUGGCCAGCUGUGCUCAGGACUGUCUGAUCCGGGUUUGGAGGCUGGUUGCCAAGUCUAGGACGAAGAGAAACGCGCAGGAAGAACGCACCAUUAGGAUGUCUGAAGAUGUCUUUACACUGACACAGAACGAUGCGUCCUCAGCAUUUGCAGUGACGCUAGAGUCAGUCCUUGCCGGCCACGAGAACAAGGUCUAUGGAGUCCACUGGCAGCCCCCUGUCAUCAAAGGUGGCGACCAGCACCAGUCUCUGAGCCUGCUCUCUGCUUCCAUGGACAAGACCAUGAUCCUGUGGGCUCAGGAGGAAGGCUCAGGGGUGUGGGUGGAGCAGGUGCGUGUAGGGGAGGUGGGGGGAAACACACUGGGUUUCUAUGGUUGUCAGAUGAGUCCAGACGGAUCCAUGAUCCUGGCCCAUGCCUUCCACGGAGCGCUGCAUCUCUGGACCCAGAGCCACGGCAAAGAGGGAGAGUGGAGUCCAGGAGUGGUGAUAUCUGGUCACUUCAACGCAGUUCAGGACCUGAGCUGGGAUCCUGAGGGGGAAUUCAUCCUCAGUGUGGGGUCAGACCAGACCACCAGGCUACUAACACCCUGGAAGAGGAUGGACCAAACACAGCCCACCUGGCACGAGAUCUCUCGCCCCCAGAUCCACGGCUAUGACAUGCAGUGUCUGGCCAUGGUGGGCCGCUUCCAGUACGUCUCCGGGGCCGACGAGAAGGUCCUCCGGGUGUUCCGCGCCCCCCGCAACUUUGUGGAGAACUUUGCAAACAUCUCUGGCACGCCUCUGGCGAAACUGCUGGCCUCCAGUGACACUGUAGAUCAACCAGAAGGGGCCAGUACCCCUGCCCUAGGUCUCUCCAACAAGGCUGUGUUUCAAGGUGAUCUUACUCCCAAGACCAAUGAAGAGGAGGGAACCGGGUUCAACAGUGUUUCUGACCAAUACCAAGAGUCCUACUUCCACCCGCUCACCCUUAAUGAGCCACCGCCAGAGGACCACCUCCUUCAAAACACACUAUGGCCUGAGGUCCAAAAACUGUAUGGACAUGGCUUUGAGAUGUUCUGUCUGGCGUCUGACAGUGGGAGGACGGUGGUGGCUUCGGCAUGUAAGGCCUCUAAGGCUGAGCAUGCGGCCGUGCUGCUCUGGAGCUCCACUUCCUGGCGCCAGCUACAGGCGCUGCCCUGCCACAGCCUCACUGUCACCCAGAUGGCCUUCUCUCCCAAUGGACUGUUCCUAUUGGCCGUGUCCCGGGACAGGACCUGGUCGCUAUGGAAACGGGACGACCCCGCCACCACCCCUACAAACACAGAGCCCCAUUUCUCCCUGUACACAUCUACCAGGAAGGACACGGCCGUACACACGCGUAUCAUAUGGUCAUGUGACUGGAGCGCCGACAACAAGUACUUUGUGACGUCGAGUCGAGACAAGAAGGUGAUAGUGUGGGGUGACUGCAGUAGUUCUGAGGCCAUUGUGACCCCUGAUGAACCCCCAGUCAUCCGGCCCUGUUCCUCCAUAAUAGAUGUAGGAGACUCGGCCACUGCUGUCUCCUUCUGCCCCAUCCUGUGCCCCGGCAACAGCUAUCUGCUGGCGGUGGGGCUGGAGAGUGGCCAGGUCCUGCUGUAUAAGUGGGAACUCAGUGAGGAGCCUGCUGGAGCAUCAGACUGGACCAGAUAUGGAGAAACAGACUCCUCUCAGAGUCACUCGCUGACGGUGAAGAGGCUGCGCUGGAGGCCGAGGGCGGGCCGAGCCGGCCAGGGGGGUGAGGAGGAAGGCGAGGGCAGCAUCACAGCAGCAGACAGCUCCUGGGUACAGCUAGCCAGUGCAGGGGCAGACCACUCUGUCAAAAUCUUCAACAUCAACAGACUGGCUGUUUAGCUAGUGUUGGGCCGGAGACACUGACAUCAUUAGAUCGUGGUAUCCUGACACUGCUGACUGAGACUACAGGGCUGUCUGGAGAGGAGUGGAUCAGACCUUGGGCUGGCUGUUCACUGGGUCAUUCCAUUCACCCUCUGUGACAACCAGCCAACUAGCUCAGACAAGAUAGUCACACGGCCAGGUCUGGUGAUCUGGGGGUCCAGGCUGCUUUCAGGAUGCCCCGAGCCCAGGACUUCUCUCUCUCUCUCGAUGCAGCCCUGGUCUUUAUCUACCGUAUUUAUGCUCUUAUUAAGGUCUGAGACGAGGGAUAUUAGGCUCACCGUUUCAACAUACUUUUAUGUUAAUGUAAUCAUUUGUUAGGGUUCGGUAACUGUCAAAUCAAGUCAUGUUUGAAAGUCCCCUGGCUUCUUGAUUACCAUAUCUUCUUUCAUUGUGGUGUAUUGCGGUCUCUUCAUGUUCUGAUGGCUUGAAAUGUCCUUAGAAAAAAAGGACACAGUACUGCUGAUACUUUUAAUGUAAAAUAAGUUACAUUUCUGAAUAAAGCUCUUUUUGUAUA
Messenger RNA from Oncorhynchus kisutch (coho salmon), 3098 nucleotides. It is a transcript of the gene elp2, whose product is annotated as elongator acetyltransferase complex subunit 2. The transcript has 22 exons. Gene Ontology annotation, molecular function: protein binding. Gene Ontology annotation, cellular component: elongator holoenzyme complex. Gene Ontology annotation, biological process: tRNA wobble uridine modification. The coding region runs from base 29 to 2542 and encodes 837 amino acids. The record is from RefSeq and is a predicted model, not a curated record. Lineage: Eukaryota; Metazoa; Chordata; Actinopteri; Salmoniformes; Salmonidae.